CAGGAAGGUCGUUGAGAGUCAUAUACAGGUCGCGCAGAUCCAACACUUCAGCUGAAAACAAUGCUCGGACAAGCUGUUCGUCGGUUUGCCACGUCCGCGGUUCGCUCCAGUCACUAUGCGGAGGGACCAGGAAAGAACCUGCCUUUCUCAGUAGAGAACAAGUGGAGGCUUCUUGGCAUGAUGGUGCUGUUCUUCGGCAGUGGAUUCGCCUUCCCCUUCAUUGUUGUCAGGCAUCAGAUCCUGAAGAAGUGAAGCUCCUACCAGUCAUACAUUGUCGGGUGUGAUUCUUGCACAACACAGCUCUGUUUCUUCUGGUGUGGAUUCUAUUAUGUUAUUGUAAAUAAAAUGACCAGUUAAAUAC
Danio rerio (zebrafish) is the source of this 361-nucleotide messenger RNA. RefSeq names its product cytochrome c oxidase subunit 7C (gene cox7c). Gene Ontology annotation, biological process: mitochondrial electron transport, cytochrome c to oxygen; oxidative phosphorylation. The record is from RefSeq and is marked provisional. Lineage: Eukaryota; Metazoa; Chordata; Actinopteri; Cypriniformes; Danionidae. Gene Ontology annotation, cellular component: respiratory chain complex IV; mitochondrial inner membrane.